Calliphora vicina (urban bluebottle blowfly) is the source of this 2443-nucleotide messenger RNA. RefSeq lists its product as uncharacterized. NCBI's taxonomy places the organism in Eukaryota, Metazoa, Arthropoda, Insecta, Diptera, Calliphoridae. The record is from RefSeq and is a predicted model, not a curated record. The transcript has 9 exons. Bases 61 to 2439 code for a protein of 792 amino acids.
UACAAAACCAAUUUGUGCACAGAGGUUUUAGUUGUGUCCGCGUGUGGUUGGUUGGUGAAAAUGUCAAAUAUACAGGAGACGUCUUGUGAAGACGAUUUAAAAGAAUUGUUGGUCUCUUGGAAGUUGGAAAAUAUUUUAUGCCAUUUAAUUGCGGAAAAUAUAACUGUGGAAAUAUUGGAAAUAAUGAAGGCUUCCCACAUAAAACCAUUACUUUAUAAAUUCUCCUUGGGCACACAAAUACGUUUUGAACACAAUUUAGAACAAUGGCGAUCUAAAAUUGGCAAACCCCUAAAAUACCGCUCAUACAAUGACAGAAAUCAAAUUAGGAAAUCAUUGCCAAAGAAAGAUCUUUCAAUGAUAAUAAAAACUGAACCAUCUAUUAACUUCCAUGACAGCAAUGAAAUCACCAAUAAAGAACAAAAUUGUAUUUCUUUAAUAAACCUCAAAGAAAUACUUGCAAAAUGCACUCCCGAUGGUCCAGAACUUUUACAGAUAUAUAAAACAAAUCAUACUUUCUCCAAACCCGAACGAAGUCAUUUAAUUAACAUUAUUGUGAAUUAUUAUUUGAAACAUAACCUAGCAUUCAAUUUGCAAGUUAGUCAUGAAUUGGAAACUGCUAUUCUAUCAAUGUUUCCAAAUGAAAAAUUGGAAAUGUAUAGAAAUACAAAGCAUGGCAAAUUGUAUAACAAAUAUUUAUUGGCUAAAGCUGUUUAUAAUAAAGAAGUUAAUGAAUCGAGCGAAGAUUACAGUGGAGAUGAAGUUAGGAUUUCAAAAAAUGUUGAGCAAAAUAAUAGAGCAACUGGAAAUCGCCUGAAUAUGGAGAAUGAACAAAGUGAAAGUUUGUUGAUAGCUCCUGAUUAUUAUGGAGAGGAUACAGCGGUCACUGAUAUGCCAACAGAAAUUUUGCUACAAGUCCUACACAAUGGAUGUAAUAAGUUUAUUAAAAUAUUUGAGCCCUAUUUGUAUGCAGAUUUUUUCUUAGCAGCCUGUUCUUUAUUUAAUAUUGUCCAAAAACGUGAUUUCUAUGUUGCGGUAAAUGAUUGUGAAAUUUUGCCGGAUGAUUUCAAAAAUGUCAUACUACAAUAUUACAAAUUGCCCACGUUCAGCAUUGAAUUGAAGGAAAAAGCCAUUCCUGUUCAACUUAGCAAAACAGAAGAUUUUGAAAAUUCCCGCUCAGGUUCAAGUACGUUUGCACAAUCUAGUGCAUAUACCCCCUUAAAGAGCUUUGGGAAUAAUAGCACAAAUAAUAAUUCGUCCGUGCAAGUAAUUUAUAAUUAUUUGCCAGAUGCCAAUGACAUACGUAAUAUACCGGCUCUAUUGCCCAUUAUCAAAAUGUCGGAUGAUGGUAAAAUGCUGGAAAAUAGACAUCGUGCUACGAUUGCCAAAGCCAUAGUAGACGAAUGUUUAAAUUUUCAACCAGAAAGGAUUCUCAAACGCCAGGAUUUCUUUACCCUAACACAAAAUUUGGUAUGUGCCUUUCCCAAGGAGGUAGAGUCAACCUAUUUCAUACCCGCCCAACCCAAUUAUCAUGCCCGUGGUAAACUAUGGAAUGCCUAUAAUAACAAACGACGAAUCCUGGCUAGUUCUGGAGUUUUGGAACGACGCAAUACUCUUAGUAACAAACGCAAACAUCAAUCCGAUGGGGAGAGUGAUAAAACAAAUGACAAAGUCUAUGUUACGGAUUAUUCCUUAGAAGCUAUUGACUUUUCUUUAAAUUCCAUACUUGACUGGGAUACUAUACAACAGAAAUGGUCAGAAUCCCAUCGAGGUAGAAGGGAGGAGUUGUUAAAAGAGAAACUACUGCCAGAAGACUACUUGAACAAAUAUUCAAUAUUGAAAUCUAAUCGAGGAAUUGAAUUAAUGGAAAUCGAUGUGAAAAUUUUGCAUCCCUCAGUGGUUAAUAUUAAUAAUUGGUUGUCGUUAUAUACAAGAAUUGUAGAUAGGGGGCGUACAUUGCGCAAGGUGGAGGCAAUGCCAAAAAUUUUGGAAAACAUUGAUAGCUCAAGUGAUGAAAAAUAUCGUGCCAGUUUAGCUUUAUUAAUUAUUCCCUAUAUAUUUCCUUAUAAUGCCAGACGCAAUGAAAUCAGCAACGAAAAGGCUACCAAAUUUGCCAUACAAAAAAGAUUUAUUAAAGAAUAUUCCUCUCUGAGUGAACUAAAAUCCGAUACUGAAUGUACUGAUUUACAACUUCGCUUUGUGCAUUGCAACCAGCAGAUAAAUUAUGCAGAAUAUAAAAUUUGCGGACAUGUCAUCAAGUGUGUGGACUUAUUGGAGGCCUUAAAUUCAAUUUUCCACUAUAUAGUGGCUUUGAAUAUUGAAUAUCCCCGAAUGUGUCUUCAUUUAUGGCAAUUCAUACAGUUGGCCAUAUUUCAAAUUGAAAUACAGGAUUGUAUGCAAGCGAAUGUUGAGAGUACUUAUAAUGAUUUAUGUAGAUCUUGAUUUU